This is a messenger RNA of Chaetomium strumarium, 435 nucleotides long. RefSeq lists its product as uncharacterized. The record is from RefSeq and is a predicted model, not a curated record. NCBI's taxonomy places the organism in Eukaryota, Fungi, Ascomycota, Sordariomycetes, Sordariales, Chaetomiaceae. The transcript has 2 exons. Bases 1 to 435 code for a protein of 144 amino acids.
AUGGCGCAGCCAGACUUUGGUGUCGUUCCCCAGAAUCCCUCGUACAAAACGACCUCCUCCGAGGAGAGCUCGGUAGAUUCAGAGGGCCUAACUAGCGCCGACGAUGCCUUUAUCAUAUACGAUAGCACCGAGGAAGGGUCCGAGGAGUUUGUUCCUCUACAGGAACUUUCUGUGCACUUUGACCGUUGCGCCAAUCUGCCGGCAGUGAACCAAGGUGUCCAGCUGCUCCAGGCCAUCGCUGCGUUGCAACCUUCGGCCACUACAUUGCAACAGUCGGCUCACCAGCGCUUCAAUCAAGUGGACCAGCGCUUCGAUCAGCGCUUCGAUCAAAUGGACCAGCGGUUCAAUCACGUUGACCAGCGGCUCAAUCGUAUUGAUAUCGCUAUCAGAACGCUAUAUUCACCGUACAACAUCGUCGGUCGACAUACAUGCUAG